Messenger RNA from Phragmites australis (common reed), 1581 nucleotides. Its product is annotated as probable protein phosphatase 2C 12. Bases 159 to 1253 code for a protein of 364 amino acids. Gene Ontology annotation, biological process: protein dephosphorylation. Gene Ontology annotation, molecular function: protein serine/threonine phosphatase activity. The record is from RefSeq and is a predicted model, not a curated record. The transcript is spliced from 4 exons. NCBI's taxonomy places the organism in Eukaryota, Viridiplantae, Streptophyta, Magnoliopsida, Poales, Poaceae.
CUGGGUGCGGUUCGCUACCGACCGGCCCCCUUCUUCUCCUCUCCCCUGCCAUUCGCAGCCAUCUUGAACUCUCUUUCUCAACAGCAGCAGCAGCAGCAGCAGCAGCAGAGCUGCCUGCUCUUGUCUUCUCCAGCUAGCCAGUGUAGAGCAGAGACUUGAUGGGGAUCUGCGCGUCUUCGAAGCGCCUGGAGCCGGAGCAGGAGUCCGACGAGAACGUCGUGUACGUGAUGGACGAGCAGGGAGGCGGAGGAGGGGAGGAGGACGGCGGCGGGGUGGCCGGCAGGAAGGUGGCCUCCCUCUACUCCCUGAAGGGCAAGAAGGGGCCCAACCAGGACGCCGUCAUCCUCUGCCAGGGAUUCGGCAUGGAGGACGGAGUGUUUUGCGGCGUGUUCGACGGACAUGGCAGGUGCGGGCAUUUCAUCAGCAAGCUGGUGAGGGACUACCUCCCCUUCAUGAUCCUCAGCCACCGGAACGCGCUGUUCCUGGCCGCCGCGGGCGACGACGACGACGACCCGGCCUUCAGCGACGCCUCGCCGUCGUCGUCGACGGACAGCAGCGGCGGCUCGUCGCCGCAGCCGUCGCCGGCGCAGCUGCUGGAGGAGUGGAGGGAGGCCUGCACCAACGCGUUCGAGGCCAUGGACAAGGAGCUCCAGCUCCAGGCCAACGUGGACAGCAACUUCAGUGGGACCACCGCGGUGUGCGCCAUCAAGCAGGGGAAGGACCUGAUCAUCGCGAACCUCGGCGACUCGAGGGCGGUGCUCGCGACGAUGUCGGAGACGGGCUACCUGAAGGCCGUGCAGCUCACCAGCGACCAGAAGCCCAACGUGCCUCAGGAGGCGGAGAGGAUAAAGAGCUGCAACGGCCGCGUGUUCGCGCUCAAGGGCGAGCCGUCGGUGCUCCGGGUGUGGCUGCCCGACGAGGACUGCCCGGGCCUCGCCAUGGCGCGCUCGCUGGGGGACUUCCGGCUCAAGCGGUACGGCGUGGUGUCCGAGCCGCAGGUGGCGCAUCGCCGGAUCACGGCCGGCGACCUGUUCAUCAUCCUGGCCACGGACGGGGUGUGGGACGUGCUGAGCAACGAGGAGGUGGUGUCGAUCGUGUGCGCCACGCCGCGGAAGCAGCACGCGUCCAAGGCCGUGGCGGAGGCCGCGGCGCAGCGGUGGCGGGUCAGGUACCCGGCGUCCAGGGUGGACGACUGCUCGGCCGUCUGCCUCUUCCUGCGCGACCAGGACUGGGGCAGCGCCGCGCGCCGCUAGCUAGCUCCGGCAAGAAGCCGCCGGGUAGCUCAGCUCGUAGCCUCGUACCCGUGCCUUCUGCAGGUGCUCUUGUUCUGCGACCUUGAACCCCCAAAUGCAAAUGCUCUCCUACAUUGUAAUUAAGCGCUGCGACAUUGUGUUAAGCUCUGAUGUUCUGCAACCAGGAGACGAGAAGAGGAAAAAAAAGGAAUGCCUUUUCUUCAGUUGACUGUUGAUCAUGGCGAGAAUGCCUGUUGUAGCAUGUAAACUUAGGGUAGGGGCCUGGUCUGGCUUUUAGAAGCACGCAUGAUACCUAUAACUAUACAAGUGAGUUUUGGUUCACCGUUCA